GGAGCGUUGACCGGUUGAAAAAAACACGGUUUCAUUGGGGUUCACCUAAGUCUAACAACGCCCUGUUCCUCAGGUUCGGUUGAGUGGGAUGUAAUUUUUUUUUCCCUCUUCAACCUCAAAGCGGAUCAAUUUGGAGGAGCUGAACGGAGUGCUUGAAGGUCUUCGAAAGGAUUCGAUUCCCUCUCACUCCACCAUUUUGCUAGCUAGUUAGCUUGUUAUAUCUGCCUGCUUUUCCCCUCUUCAGAUUCUUUUCUCCGUUCCCUCUCUGGACUCAUUAGUAAAUUGCUUUAGUCAAGCUAAAAACACGGUUUUGAAUAAUUAAGCAUGGAUAAAACGGCGGAGCUUAUUCAGAGGGCCAAACUGGCAGAGCAGGCCGAACGCUACGACGACAUGGCCACUUGCAUGAAGGAGGUAACCGAGCAGGGAUCUGAGCUGUCCAACGAAGAGCGAAACCUGCUGUCAGUCGCCUACAAGAACGUGGUCGGAGCCCGAAGGUCCGCCUGGAGAGUCAUCUCCAGCAUCGAGCAGAAGACCGAAGGCAGCGAUAAGAAGCUUCAGAUGGUCAAGGAGUACCGGGAGAAGGUGGAAACCGAAUUGCGAGACAUCUGCCAAACCGUGCUGGACCUGCUAGACAAGUAUUUGAUCGCCAACUCCUCAAACGCGGAGAGCAGAGUAUUCUACUUAAAGAUGAAGGGAGACUACUACAGAUAUCUGGCGGAAGUGGCCUCAGGAGAAAAGAAGGCAGAGACGAUAGAGUGCUCACAGAAGGCCUACCAGGAGGCUUUCGACAUCAGCAAGAAGGAGAUGCAGCCCACGCACCCCAUCCGCCUGGGCCUGGCCCUCAACUUCUCGGUCUUCUUCUACGAGAUCCUCAACUCCCCGGAGCAGGCCUGCAGCCUGGCCAAACAGGCCUUCGACGAAGCCAUCGCUGAGCUCGAUACACUGAACGAAGACUCGUACAAAGACAGCACCCUCAUCAUGCAGCUGCUAAGAGACAACCUCACAUUAUGGACAUCGGACAACGCAGCGGACGAAGGAGAGCCCGGUGAAGGAGGCGAGAACUAAAACCGCACAAGGGGUCAUCUCCAAAAAGAAAAAAACUAAAACUUUGAAAAACGAAAAAAAAACCUUUUUACACAUCUUCAUUCCUUAUCGUUCCACUUAAAAUUCUUCUAGCAUUGAAAAAAGCCCAUCAUUACUGAAGGAGCUGUGAGAAUUCAGAUCAUUCGCUGUUUUCACACUGCUACUUUUGGAAAGAAAGAAAAAAAAAAGAAUUUAAAGUAUCUCUCCAUUCCUUGGUUUGUGUUUGUCCUGGCCUUCCUGAUGUGCAGUCUCUGCUGUAGAAAAGUAUUAAUAGCUUCACUUUAUAUUGACAUUUACUUCCAAUUUCAGAUGAGAAAAUUGCAUUACAGGACUUGCGUGUAUCUUCAGAAAAUCUGUCCAGUGAAUUUCAAACGCAAGCGAUUGGGAAAAUGGUGGUGCGGAGGGUGGCUUGAUUCUUAAAUGUUAGUGCUCCUCAUCACGUCCCCCUUACAGAUUCUCCAUCAGGUUGUCUGGUAGAGUUACAGCAGCUGACGUCUAAUGAAUGAUUUAGAAGGCCGAAUGACCCUGCAUAUGCUGGCUAUAAGACUUAAGGCAACCUGUCCUCAUUGCUGUUAUGGCGGUCGAUGCCUGCCUUGGCAGGCAAGGCAGCAAGCUGUUCACAGCAAAAGCAAGUGCUUUUCAUCAAUAACUUUGAGGUCUCCUUUUCGAAGGUCACGGAACACUCCUUCCUAGUUAUAUUCACUUCAAUGUGUUACUUUGUAGCAUGUCUGACUAAAACAGUGGCGCUUAACGAAGACCAAAAAGACGAAUAAAAUGACAAAAAAAUAAUAAAAAUAAAAAGUACAUGCAUGUCCUUUUAAAAGUACACUGGAAUGAGAACCAAUGCUGUAUACACCAAGUCCCAGUGUUUGGUUUAGUACUUUUCAUCGCAGGUUUGUGCACAUGUGAGAGGGUGUUUGGUUUGUCCAGUGAUUGUCAUUUAGAGAUUUGGACCACUAUUGUGUUUUGCUAAUCAUUGAUUGUAGUCCCCAAAAGCCUUGUGAAAAUGUUUAAUGCCCUAUGUAACAGCUAUGUAACAUGAAUAAAAAUGACAUUUUAUAAACCAGAAA
This is a messenger RNA of Conger conger (European conger), 2153 nucleotides long. It is a transcript of the gene ywhaqa, whose product is annotated as tyrosine 3-monooxygenase/tryptophan 5-monooxygenase activation protein, theta polypeptide a. Gene Ontology annotation, cellular component: cytoplasm. The transcript is spliced from 6 exons. The record is from RefSeq and is a predicted model, not a curated record. Bases 325 to 1065 code for a protein of 246 amino acids. Lineage: Eukaryota; Metazoa; Chordata; Actinopteri; Anguilliformes; Congridae. Gene Ontology annotation, biological process: signal transduction.